AUCCGCCUUUUGACUGUGCCAUCGUUCGUAUAAACGCCGUGUACCCCAGCUGGGAGGAGGUAGGCACGUCUAAGCUUAACUCAAUAACGCCUUAGACUACCAGUAGUCGACUUGUUAGAUCUCCAGUACAAGCCAGACUCGGUCACUUCCCAAACAUCUGUAGCAUUGCCGAUACUAUCCUGCGUCGGCGCCAGCUAAUCAGACAACAAACACCGAAAAAUGCUCCCAAUGAAGCAAUGAUCAACAGCCUCCGUAUUCUUCCCAAGUCGCUGAUAGAGGAACGACAUUGCAAGCAUGAAAUCUUGUUCCAUCCAACAUGGCGUGGUCACUGAGGUCCAGCCUCCUGGGUCGCCUUUUUUUCCGUAUCAUCUCCUCUGGCAAUCCUGGCUACACUCUCGGUAAUGGUGCAAACGCUGCUGCAGGAUCAGAUUCCGUCAAUCGCUCCGAUGGCGGAACGAUCUUCGUCACUAUCCAGUAUCGACUUGGUGGAUAUGGUUUCCUCUCUCCUGAUGCUAUCGAGGAAGACGGUGCGCCCAAUGCUGGAUUGCUUGACGUGAGAGCCGCAACCGAGUGGGUACAGCGCAACAUUCGUACAUUUGGCGGUGACCCUUCCAAGAUUACGAUCUGGGGAGGUAGUGCAGGUGGUGGUGCGGUUGCCAAUCAACUGAUCAUGUAUGGUGCGCAGCCUUCACCACCAUUCAGAGCCGCGAUCGCCGAGUACCCCUGGAUGCAGAGUUACAAGAAGAAGACCGUUUUGAAUGCACAGUAUUCCGAUAUCUUAUCAGCAAGCAAUUGUUCCACCCUGACUUGCCUCAGAAGCUUGUCUGAAGAAGCACUCACGAACGCUAUCGACGCCUCAUACGAGAUUGGCUACGCACAAGGUCUUUAUGCAUAUGGAUACUUUUACUAUGGUCCCGCAGUUGACGGCAGAAUUAUCCAAGACCUUCCUUCCCAGGAACUCGAAGCAGGAAAUCUCGCCAAGGUCCCGCUAAUCACCGAUCACACCACCUUUGAGAGAGCCGGCUUCUCCAACUUCAGCACCAGAACUCUUCAAUAG
Molecule: messenger RNA, 1057 nt
Organism: Aureobasidium pullulans EXF-150
Lineage: Eukaryota; Fungi; Ascomycota; Dothideomycetes; Dothideales; Saccotheciaceae
Product: alpha/beta-hydrolase
Exons: 2
Coding region: 317-1057 (246 amino acids)
Source: RefSeq, a predicted model, not a curated record